Messenger RNA from Ixodes scapularis (black-legged tick), 1146 nucleotides. RefSeq lists its product as uncharacterized. The coding region runs from base 1 to 1146 and encodes 381 amino acids. The transcript has a single exon. NCBI's taxonomy places the organism in Eukaryota, Metazoa, Arthropoda, Arachnida, Ixodida, Ixodidae. The record is from RefSeq and is a predicted model, not a curated record. Gene Ontology annotation, molecular function: catalytic activity.
AUGGGGCCCGUUAGCCUAACAGGGUACAAAGCCAUAUCUCAAAAAUAUAUACCACGCAAAACGGGAAUGACUGCUACGCUGGUGAGCAACCAACUCACGGCUAUACAACACGAAUUCGACAAUUCUGCGGCAGAUUACACGCUAACAGAAAUUAUUCCCGCCAAGAAAGAGCAGAUGAGCCUGUACGUCCUCAACGUGUACAGCUCCCCGAAAGAUCAAUCCAGAGAAGUCACGGCAUUGCUAGAGUCGACCACGCAACUAGCCAAAAAGGGGCAACUAGUGAUAACAGGCGACUUCAACGCGCCACACGUCGAAUGGGGAUACCACAAGUCGUUCAAGAAAGGAAACAUCCUGUGGAACAAAAUCCAAGAAUUGGGACUCUCGCUACUAAACGAUCCUCACACAGCGACCAGAACUGGCAACAGCAUUAGUAGAGACACCACCCCGGACCUCACGCUAGCAAAGAAUGUCAAGAACCCCGUCUGGCGGAACACCGGCGCGGAUCUCAACAGUGAUCAUUACAUCCUUGCCACUACCCUUCGCACGGAGAGUAGUAAGAAGAGUUGGAAACGAACUAAAUUCACAGAUUGGGAUAAAUUCAGGAAAGAAAGGAAUCAAACGGCCCCGCCUGAAAUUGAAGACAUCGAAGAAUGGGUCAAAUCCAUAUGUAAAAGUGUAGAUUCGCAUACGAGCGAAAUACCAACCGAUGCCGAACACUGUAACCUCGAUUCCAGAUUGGCACAGAUGUGGGAGGCAAGAAACAGUCUCCUGAAGAGAUGGAAAAGACAAAGGCUCAACAAAAGGCUACGAAGUAGAAUCGCCAAACUCGAAAGUGAAAUCGAGCGACAUGCGAGACAACUCACCCAGCAAGAAUGGUAUCAAACUUGUGACAGCCUAAACGGACAACUAGGGAAUAAGAAGACGUGGCACCUGCUUCGCCACCUUCUCGACCCCACGCAGUCCAAGUCGGCUGCGCAAGGACAGCUCGCUGCGAUCAUCCAUCAAUACCCCGGGGACGGACAAGACUUCUUGGACCUCCUCCGGAAGAAAUACCUGAACACCGCAGACGACGGAGAAACGAGCCCACAAUAUUCGGGGCGACCACACGUGCAGCUGGACGAGCCGUUCACUGACGCAGAAGUCUGA